Pristis pectinata (smalltooth sawfish) is the source of this 1589-nucleotide messenger RNA. RefSeq names its product putative methyltransferase-like protein 7A. Gene Ontology annotation, molecular function: S-adenosylmethionine-dependent methyltransferase activity. The coding region runs from base 46 to 777 and encodes 243 amino acids. NCBI's taxonomy places the organism in Eukaryota, Metazoa, Chordata, Chondrichthyes, Rhinopristiformes, Pristidae. The record is from RefSeq and is a predicted model, not a curated record. The transcript has 2 exons.
UCCCCAUCUAGUGGAGAGGUCGGGCACACUUGUUCUCUCUCGAAGAUGGCGUUGGUCAGGUUCGUGCUGCGGUCCGUGGUCGAGAUCCUUGUACUCCCGGUGACGAUUCUGCAGUACAUUGGAAUGUGGGAUCCGCUGUACAAGAGGUUUUUCCCGCAUGUCAUGUCCAGAGUCACGGUCACGCUGAACAAGAAGAUGGGCAAAGUUAAGAAGGAACUCUUCGACAAGCUGCCGGACUUCGCCAGUUCUUCGGGACUCACCAUCUUGGAAGUGGGCUGCGGCACAGGAGCUAACUUUCACUUUUACCCCUGGGGUUGCAAAGUCACUUGCGUCGAUCCGAACCCCAAUUUCGAGGGCUUCUUGCGCCAAAGCGACACCGAGAACAAGCACGUUAAGCUGGAGACGUUUAUCCAGGCUAGUGGCGAGGACAUGCACCAAGUGGCGAGUGGGUCGAUCGAUGUAGUGGUGUGUACCUUGGUCCUGUGCAGUGUCCGGAACAUUGACUUGGUGUUGAAAGAGAUUAUACGUGUGCUGAGACCGGGUGGUGCAUUUUUCUUCAUUGAGCAUGUAGUCGCUGAGAAAACAGGAUGGCUAAACUUCUUUCAACAUGUAUUACAGCCAGCAUGGCGUUAUUUUGGGGAUGGAUGCUCUCUGACCAAGGACACUGGGACAAACCUCGAGAAAGCCAAAUUCUCCGAGUUGAAUUUAAAGUAUACCACUGAGCGCUUAGCAUUCAAUUUGAUUCAUGACCACAUUGUUGGAUAUGGAGUUAAAUGAGAAGCUAGUCUCUGUGAACUCCAUACCUAAGAUGCAUGGUCUUUGUCAAUUAAUGCUACAGCUAUCAUUGCAAUAAUAUCAUAUCAGUUACAGGUCCUCCCCAGGUUACGGCAGGGUCUCGAUCCUGAGAACUGUUUGUAACCCAAACAGUUCGCAAAUCGGAAAAAUAGGCCGCAAACCCAGUUCCCACCCGGCAGAAGAUGCCGGCAGGGGUGGGUUGUCCCAAAGGAACAGAUAGUCUGGAGAACCAUUUUAAAUCUCGUUUUGCCAUUAUUAAUAAUAAAGCUGAUAUGAACAAAUUCAGCCUGAGCCUAUCUCAGGCUAAUAAUGACAUCCUUUAGAAGAUUUUACUGCAGACGAGGUUUUAAAUGCUAUUGACAGUUUUGAAAAGGACACCGCUGCUGGCAGGGACGGUGUGCCUCCAGAUAGGAUUCACACAAUGGACAUCAACGUGUUAACUAGAACGUAUUCUUCUUGGGUUUGAUGUGCUAAAAUUCCAGCCAGCGUCAAGAACAGUUGCCUGCAGCCCCGCAGCAGCCGGCAAGUCAUCUCCCCGGUCUCCCAAACGCUCGCUCAUAUGUACGGGUUGUACACAAGUCGGGCGUCCAUAACCUGGGGAGGACCUGUAAUCGUAAUUGUUUAGAUGAAUUUUAAGUGAGUCCUUUCAAAUUGUUGUACCAUGUGUAGGGAAAUUUCUGUAUAAACACUUGUUUUCUCAAAUGUAAUCAAAUGAAGCUCAUAUCCACAGAUAGCAUCGCAUAGAAACUUUGUUGGCAUUGAUAUUUGAUCACUUCAAUAAAUAAUUACCCCAA